CGAGUCGCUCGACAACAGCACGGGGAUCCUGCGCGUCUGGUUCCUGCUGCUGGAGGGGCUGGCGGGAGCCGCCGUGACGUGCCCGCGCGCCUACCAGCCGCACACGCUAGAGCUGCUGUUCAGCCUGCUGCAGGAAUCCGCAGAAGUACCAGGAGUGACGUUUGCCGUCUACUGCGUCAACCACCUGCUGCUGCCGAUGCUGCAAGGAUGGAUGCGGCGGAACUCGCAGGUGAACGGAUUCUGGGAGAGCUCGGUGACGACAAACUUCAAGCAGAGCUUCGGCAUGUGUUCCGACAUCGUCAUGAAGUUCGUGACGACGUACACGGCACCCUCCACAGAGGUGAGCAUCACCUUCAUGCUCAGACAACUGCUGGAUGUGGCCAUCGAGUGUGUGGCGCAGCCUGCAGAGUCCAUCUCUAGACUGGGCUGCCUCUCGCAGCAGGUGAGUGCGGUCGCCAUGGUAACGCUGUGCAAGCUCUCGCAGCAGGUGAGUGCGGUCGCCAUGGUAACGCCGAGCGCGCUCUGCAAGCUCUCGCAGCAGGUGAGUGCGGUCGCCAUGGUAACGCCGAGCGCGCUCUGCAAGCUCUCGCAGCAGGUGUUUCAGCUGGACGUGCAGCGGCUGAUGCAGGGUAGGACGGACGACAUGGACGACAGCCGCUCUUACAUCUUCCUGCUCUACCCGCCCGAUGCGGAGAACCUGCUCAACGUAGAGAAAUUCAUCGUCAGGGUGCCUUUUAGAAACAUUGUUGUCGGUCUACUGUCCCAUCAGAUCCUUCUGCAGACGUCGGUUUGCAUUCUCCUCCAGGGGACGCCACGUGUCACCCCCGCCGUGGCCGGAGUCCAGGCAGCUUUCGGAGCAGUAGAAACUGACGAGGAGCACAAAGGACCGGGGAUGCUGCGACGGUGCAGGGCGGCGGCGUCCGACCUGCUGCUGGAGUGUCUGCGCGAGGUCCCACCGCACGGCCGAGAGACUUCGACGCGCGCCCAGGACUCAACGGCAGCCACUCCCGCGCCCAGACCGCAUAUCGGACAGACCGCUGUUCUUCCCUCAUCGCACGCGCCGGACGAGCUUCCCUGGUCGGAGCAGCCAAAGAUGCGUCGUCAUAGCAGCGCGGGAAGCGAGAAGACAGAGUACGCGGCGGCCCCCAGCACCACCACUGCCAACCCCCUGCAGUACCACCAUCAGCAGCCGCAGCAGCCACAGCAGCAGCAGCAGGAGUACCACCACCAGGAAAACAUCCAAGCUGUCCCACCAUCCCCCGUCUCGCCUUGUCCCUCGGUAGAGCCAACUAGCAGGCAUGACGAUUCUAAAGUGUACAAUGUGACGACGAGAAAGGAAAUCCACUCUCUGCUGAGUGAGUACAAGAAACGAAAACAGCAACGCUCCAUGCCCGGCAAGAGCAGGAAGGACCGGAUCGCAAAGUUUCUGCCGAAGAAAACGCAUCCGAAGUCGGACGAUCCCAUACUGAACGAAGUGGAAAAGCAACAGCAGUCAUCCAUACUGAAGGAUGGAGAAGCACACAUGCAGUCAUGGACGGAAAUGGUGUUGACCUUGUUCCAUUUGCUGCAACAACUCGAAGACGAUCAGUUUAAGAUGUAUUUACCACUUGUUUUUAAUGGCAUUGACCAGCUAGUCUGCCAUGCAACAGACGUAUGCGUCAAGGAAGCGCUGUCACAGUGGCUCCAUCGUGUAGGUAAAUUAUACUCACUGGUGGAAAACCCUGAAGAGAAUGUGCAGGCUGUUGCAAAGUAGCUCUGGUUAUGGCAACAGCUAACGUAAUGCUAACAGCCUUGUUAUAACAUUCCUAUCGGAUUCCGAAACUACAUUAGAGUAUUAACCAUGACCCUAUUUUUCUCCUGCUGAUUCAGUCUUGCCACACAGAUGGCUGGCCGGUUGGAUGUUGAUGUGGGUAUAUACAUGAAAAAAAUUAUUAUAUUAGAGCCAAUGUUAAUGGUAUCAAUGGACAAAAAUUGGAUCGAUUUAUUUCUCGAACGAAUACCUGUUAUGUAUCAGAAUUAGUGGAGGUUUUUAACAGUUAUUAUACCUGCUGUUUAAAUGUGAAUAAAAUUAAAAAGCCAAUUAAAAAUCCGACUAGCUGUUAAAGCGAUUGCGAUCCGGAUUGGUAUUUAUUGCUAUAUGUUACAAUGCUUUACGUGUCAAACAUUCAGUGUAAUAUGUAGUCUAUUCUAUAUAAGUAUUGUUUUGUUAUCCAUCACAUAAAAGUUUUUGAAUUCUAUUUACAUCCAUUAUAUUCUAAGCUGAAUGAAUUUUAUUGUGAACCUGAUAAGAGGACCUGCAGACCAAAGAGUAAUUGGCUUCUUUCUAUAAAAUGGCAUGUAUCUAUAUAUUACAGGAAGCAUGAUAAAUUUGGCAAUGGAGCUUGGUUGUACACUGUAUUUAUUUACGUUCUAUUUUCGUUAAAAUUGAACAGUUUAUUUAUAUUCUUUUAUUAUAUUAUGAGGACCAAAGAAACUGACUGAUAACGUUUAAUUGCACCUAGUAUGAUAUUUAUGUCACAAUACAACCCCAAAGCUAGUACAUUAUGUUCCGGGUAUGCUUAGACAGAUAGUACAUUGAUUCGGAUACGUAUUAGCUCGAGGAAGAGAAGAGAAGACAUAAAACUAGCGUUCGAGUUCACUUUCAAUUAUAGUGUAUACUGGCUGAACAGUAGGUAUGUAGUGCUAUAUUUGAAUUUGUACUUGUACAGAUUUGGGUAGUAUUCUUAUUUAUUACCAAUAAAUAUCUUAUAUUUAUGUAUAUACAACUAUAUUUUGAACCUAUAUAAUAAAUAGUAUACAUAAGUUCAUCCCUACAUAAUACCCCCACGAUCAAAUUAAUACACAUACACAAUUGUUGGUCAUCAAACUGUCAUAUUAGGUCAAUUAAUUAUCUUUUUCAUUUCAGUACAGUUUACAGUGCAUGCAAUAUACAUGACAUAGUGAUAUACUGGACAUUUAAUUUUCCCCAGUUGUGUUCUUGAAUUUGUGUUUAUAUUGUGUUUUGUGUUUAUAUUGAAAUUAACGGCGAGCGUUUUUAAAUCAUUAAAUUUAUGUAAUAAUUUGUUAAUCUGUCCAAAAACUUUAUUAGUUUAUUUCUAUCUAAGCGAUGAACAGAGAGGAACACGCGCAGGGGGUGCUGUACCCAUAACCCUUGCUUAGUGUUGAAAUUCAUACGUCGGGGAUUUGUGAGAUGUUGGUGCAAGGGAAAACUUCAAAUCUAGUCACAUUAUUACUCCUCAUAUAUGUAAUGUAUUACAUAAGUAUUGUGAUGGUCUUUGAUGUUAAUAAAAACGAAUGAGAUCAGUAUUUCCAGCAA
Priapulus caudatus is the source of this 3316-nucleotide messenger RNA. Its product is annotated as brefeldin A-inhibited guanine nucleotide-exchange protein 3-like. The record is from RefSeq and is a predicted model, not a curated record. NCBI's taxonomy places the organism in Eukaryota, Metazoa, Priapulida, Priapulimorpha, Priapulimorphida, Priapulidae. The transcript is spliced from 12 exons. The coding region runs from base 197 to 1753 and encodes 518 amino acids.